This is a messenger RNA of Neltuma alba, 1274 nucleotides long. RefSeq names its product putative transcription factor bHLH107. Bases 329 to 1273 code for a protein of 314 amino acids. The record is from RefSeq and is a predicted model, not a curated record. The transcript is spliced from 2 exons. Gene Ontology annotation, molecular function: DNA-binding transcription factor activity; protein dimerization activity. NCBI's taxonomy places the organism in Eukaryota, Viridiplantae, Streptophyta, Magnoliopsida, Fabales, Fabaceae. Gene Ontology annotation, biological process: regulation of DNA-templated transcription.
AGAUGGACAAGUUAGCCUUCUGCUUAUCUGUUCAUGGACUGAAGAAUAAGCUCUAUGAAUAUUUAUAGCGCAAUGGUCAACGUUGCUCUAUUAUUGUUUUGUCCAUAUAAGCUCUGGAACAGUGGUGAGUCAUAUAAUUUCCUUUCAGUCUUGCUUCUUUCCAAGGCUCUCUGUAACUCUAUCGCUAGCACCAUCUAAGCUUCCUCGAAAAAUCUUGCCUUUUUCCCACAUAUGAACGAUGUCCUUUGCAAAUAUCAAGAUGAAAAUGUGGAUGUUUAGUAACUGAUCUUCCCCUUCCAACCCCUCAAUCUUUUUUCUCUCAUACGUAAUGGAAGUUAUGACAUACACCAUCAACGGAAAACAGAGCAACAAAGCAGGUUUCCAAAUCUUCACUCUCCAAAAUUAUCAUUUUGGUUCGCUCCCACAACUCGUCCCCCCGGUUUUCGUCUUCUGCUCCGGAAUUAAUAUCAAUAGAAGAUCUGUGACUAUGGUUUACUGCUCUUAUAAUUCGGUCUCUUCAUCUGGGUCUGAUGUCUCGAGGCUGUUCGAUCCAACUUCGCAUAAAAUUGUUGACUCUAAUGGGGUUUCACAGAGUAGGCUGGCGUCACCGAAUUCGUUGGUCUUGAAUAGUCAGAAGGGGGAUCUAAUUAAUUUCCCUAUGAAGAUAGGAAAGAAAGAGGCGUCGGAGGCAAAAGCUUUGGCUGCUAUGAAGAACCACAGUGAAGCAGAGAGAAGAAGAAGGGAGAGAAUAAAUGGUCAUCUCGAUGCACUUCGUGGUCUUGUGCCCAGCAAUGUGAAGAUGGAUAAAGCAACGUUAUUGGGUGAAGUUAUCAACCAAGUUAAGUUACUGAAGAAGAAUGCAAUGGAAGCAAGCAGAGGUUUUCUCAUCCCAAUGGAUGAUGAUGAAGUUAAAGUUGAACCAUACAACGAUGAAGGAAGAGGAGGAUCAAUGUUUUACAUGGCAUCUAUAUGUUGUGAUUACCGGCCGGAGCUACUAUCUGACCUAAGACAAGCUCUUGAUGGGCUUCAACUGCAAUUAAUGAGGGCAGAAAUAUCAACUUUGGGAGGAAGGGUGAAGAAUGUAUUUUUCUUUAGGUGCUGCAAAACAGAACAUAUUAAUAUUGGGGCAUGCCAACUUGUUCCAAGUACUGUCCACCAGGUACUAAGUUCUGUACUGGAGAAGGCUUCUAGCUCACUGGAACACUCCUUGGGAAUGUCACUUCGAAGUAAGCGUAGAAGACUUUGCUUCAUUGAAACAUCAACUUCCUCAUGAA